AAGGCCUUACACCAUUGCACUAGAUCUUCGUAUAAAAUAACGCUGAAUCUUGCCAGAUGAUCGUUCUGUGAUCAACGUAAGGUGUUGGAAAAAGUAAUAGCAAAAGCAUUGCAGUCGCCAUGACCAAGUCACUUCCGAUUAUUUUGCUGCUACUGGCCACGGCCACGAGCGGCGACGCCGUCAACUUUGGCAGGCUGUCCGGCCGGGUCGGUCAAGUUUUCACCAAAGACACGGCCACAAUGCUCGGCAAAACCGCCAAGGGGCUGCUCGUGAGCGUUCCCACCGUAUUUUCCCCCAAGCAGCUGCAGAAUUUUGCCCAGCAGUCGAUUUUUGGCGUCCCAGCGGAGGCCAUUGCUGGCACGGUGAACAAACUUUGUUCUAUGGCCUUGCUAUCGAACGCAACCGAAUCGAAAGUGUCGGUCGAUGUGGACAGGAUGAACUACCUAUUGUUGACAGAGGAUCAGAAUGUUUCGAUUCCACUGGCCAAGCCCGAAUUACUUUGGGGCAAUGCGUUGUUCAAAAAAGAAUUGGAAACCGUAAUUUUGGUAACAGGUUGGAAAACAAACAUCGAGUGGGAUCGUGGAAUGAAACCAAUUAAAUCGAUUUUCAACGCAUACCAUAAACGUGGCGGGUACAAUUUCAUCGCGAUCGAUACCGCCAACUUCGUAGAUACGUUGUACACUUGGUCAGCUUUCAAUACCAACGAUAUUGGUGAAAAGUUGGCCGAAGGAUUACAAGAGUUUAUCAAGACCGUUGAUGUGGCCAAGAUUCACCUGAUCGGUCACAGUUUGGGGGCACAAAUUGUCGGUGCCGCUGGAAGGCACUUCCAGGCCAUGACAAGUAAGAUGAUUCCCAGAAUCACCGGACUGGACCCAGCCAAUCCGUGCUUCAACGAAGGAGAAGCCUUGAGCGGGAUCUACCGCGGCGACGCGGACUUUGUCGACAUCAUUCACAGCAAUUCGAUGGUACUAGGAAAACGUGAUCCCAUCGGCGACGUUGACUUUUACCCGAAUGGUGUGGUGUCCGUGCAACCUGGUUGCAUGAAUCCGGCGUGUUCCCAUGCGCGGGCCUGGAGAUUGUACGCGGAAACGGUUUAUCCGGAAACCGAAAAUAGCAUGCAAGCGGUCAAGUGCAAUUCCCUGCUGGCGGUUCGGCUUGGAUCGUGCCGUGGAAAGCGUAUCCCGAUGGGAUUUGCCUGUCCCAAAACGGCCAAAGGGAACUACUUUUUGGAGACAAACAAGGACAGUCCGUAUGGGAAAGAUGGGAAUCAAUGAAAAAGUUUAAUAUCCACCGGAAUUAAAAAGGUAUUCGUUGUUUUUUUUACAAGAUUUUAGAAUUUAAAUUUAAAAUAAAAAAAAAAGGUUUUUGGCAAUAAAAAUACAUUGUAACAGCAUAAACAUACCUGUUCCGGAAAA
Molecule: messenger RNA, 1415 nt
Organism: Culex pipiens pallens (northern house mosquito)
Lineage: Eukaryota; Metazoa; Arthropoda; Insecta; Diptera; Culicidae
Product: vitellogenin-1-like
Exons: 4
Coding region: 120-1274 (384 amino acids)
Molecular function (GO): lipase activity
Source: RefSeq, a predicted model, not a curated record